This is a messenger RNA of Salarias fasciatus (jewelled blenny), 4607 nucleotides long. It is a transcript of the gene kank2, whose product is annotated as KN motif and ankyrin repeat domains 2. Gene Ontology annotation, biological process: negative regulation of cell population proliferation; negative regulation of intracellular estrogen receptor signaling pathway; negative regulation of actin filament polymerization. Gene Ontology annotation, molecular function: protein binding. The record is from RefSeq and is a predicted model, not a curated record. The transcript is spliced from 13 exons. Bases 212 to 3316 code for a protein of 1034 amino acids. Gene Ontology annotation, cellular component: cytoplasm. Lineage: Eukaryota; Metazoa; Chordata; Actinopteri; Blenniiformes; Blenniidae.
CUCGGCUGCGGUGUUUUUGUCUCCUUCUCUGUCAGUGAGCGCUCCUCCCGGGCCGAGGCGGCUGAAAGGAUUCUCCACCGGACAGGUGCUGACUGUAAAGGAGCGAGGAAAGGAAGGGAGAGCAAGGAGCCCAGGGAGGAGAGAUCCGUCCUCUCAGCACAAGCAGCUGGUGAGAGUUGGUGUGUGACGGAGAGGCAGCCAGCGGCUCGUCAUGGCUCAAGUGCUGCACAUGGACCCCGGCUUCCCAGGAAAACUCAACCCGCCCGCUCACCCUUCACUGCACACCAAAGAACCCGAGGCCCCCUACUCAGUGGAGACCCCCUAUGGAUACCGUCUGGACCUGGACUUCCUCAAAUAUGUCAACGACAUCGAGAAGGGGAACACUAUCAAGAAGGUGCCGAUCCAGCGCCGGCCCCGCUAUGGCUCCUUGCCACGUGGCUACGGCUACGCCGGCUCCUGGUGGACCUCCACCGAGUCGCUGUGCUCCAACACCAGCAUGGACAGCCGCCAUUCCUCCUUCUCCUACUGCGCCCCGGGGUACCACACCAUGCAGAGGCCCAACUUCAGCACCGCCCGGGUGGAGAAGACCCUGCUGGACGCUCGCCGGAAGCUUGAAGAGGAGAAAGAAGGGCGGAGAUUCUCCAACCUGGGAAGCAUGCACAGCAGCGUCGCGGGCUCCAACACGUCCAUCAGCAGCGCGCACAGCUUCAACCGGCAGCACGGCGGGGGCGGGACCUUCACCCCGCUGAGUUCCGGCCUGUCCACUCCAGUGACGCCGACCCCGGCCCACUUGCAGCACGUCAGGGAGCAGAUGGCUGCGGCCCUCAGGAAGAUCAAGGAGCUGGAGGAGCAGGUGAAGACCAUCCCGGUUCUGCAGGUGAAGAUCUCGGUGCUGCAGGAGGAGAAGCGGCAGCUCAGCGUCCAGCUCAAGAGCCAGAAGUUCCUCGGCCACACUCUGGGGUUCAGCCGGGGUCGCCCCCGAGGGGAGCUCUACAUCGACAUCCCGGAGGAAGAGGGGAACGCCGGAGCGAAGAGCAGCAGCAAGCCGGCAGAGCCGCUGUCCCCCUCCGUCCCCGAGGGCUCCAAGCAGGACUCGGGCUGCGAGAUCGAGGACACGGUGAUAGUGGGCGGAGCGCGGCCCGACGCCAAGCGGGAGGUGCGUACCAUCGGGGUUGGACCGGAGGACUCGCGGGGGUGUCGUCACGUGGGGGUGUGGGUUCGGGAGAAGGAUCUGGGCCUGCUGCCUGAGACGGAGGCUCUCAAGGAUCAAGUGGGCCAGCUUGAGGGCCAGCUAAAGAGGACAAUGCAGGAGCUUCAAGCUGCGCAGCAGCAGAGCGGCGCAGCCCGGGAGGGACCUCAGGCGGAGCACCCGGUCAUGACCACGAGCACGGGCUGGCAGGAGCCCACCGGCUGCAGCCUGCACACCCUGGUUAGCUUCACACAGCAGCCGCAGCAGAGGGAGCAAAGGACUGUGGGUAUCCAGGUGUACACGCUGGAGCAGCCGACGGUGGUGGAGGUGGGCACGCUGCUCCGAGCAGAGACCUGCAGCCCGCUGCCGCCUCAGCCGGCCGCGGAAGGACACCAGAGAGGACAGACGGAAGACGGUCCCGUUGAUUUGCCGCUCGCCGUCAGCUCCAAGCAGGUACGCGACGUCCUGAAGAGCGAGCUGUCCACCUCGGUACCCGUCGCUAAUCCGGCCGUCGCCGUAGCGACUGGCAAUCAGAUUGUUCUGGCGCACUGCGAGGAAAACAAAGCCUGCCUGCGGGCAUCCGACGACUCCAUCCGCUCGCAGGAAGGCUCGGCUCAGGCAGACUCAUCUCCCCAGUCCUCUUUGAGGUCCAUCAUGAAGCGGAAAGCAGAAGGCGAACCGGGGUCUCCCUCCACAAAGAAGAACCUGCAGUUCAUUGGAGUCAAUGGAGGCUACGAGUCCACGUCGUCUGACGACAGCAGCAGUGAGAGCUCGGAUGAGGGCAGCGACUCCAGCGAAUAUCAUGAAGCCAGAGAAAAACUGCCAGAAACGGCGGCCCAGCAUCAGCAGAAAACCCCCAGCGCCGCCUCCCCGGCCCAGGAAAGCACCAGCGUACCUCAGCAAACCGUCGGCAAAACACCGGCCGCCAUUCCAGACUCGCAGCAGAGUCCCAGCCAGCCGGCGUCUGCAGGGGCGCCGCCGCCGCCGCCGCACAAAGCUCCCCAGUCACCGGCCGCGGACGCCGCCGUGCAACAAUGUGCCUCACAGCCACCAGCGUCAGAUGUCACCCCGCCCCCCUCCUACCCGGCCAACACUCCUGCCUUUAUAGAGACUGUCCAGCAGCCGUCGGACAAGCACAGCGUCGCCCAGGCGGCCGCUUCCACCCCGUCGAGCACUGAAACCACUUCGCACCAGAACUCCAUCAAACCUGCUCUUCCCUGUGUGACUGAAACCACUGAGAUCGCCUCCCAGCAAUGCACCGUCCACUCCGAGUCCACGCCGGCCGCCGACAGCGCCGCAGCCUCCUCCAAGCAAGUCAGGUUGGAGCUGAGCGACAGUCUGAAGUCGGCGCUGUACGGCCUGCAGAAAGCCCUCGGGGAGCCCAACGCCUUCAGCCAACAGGCAGCCAGGGCGGCCUACACCGCCGUGCUGCAGGAGUGGCUGCGCGUGUCGUGCCACAAAGGCGCCAACACGGCCGUCGUCAAGGCCUACAUGGACGCCUUCGCCGCCGUCUCCCCGCAGCUGCUGGAGUUCGUCAUCAACAUGGCGGACGGCAACGGGAACACGGCGCUCCACUACACCGUCUCGCACUCCAACUUCCCCGUGGUGAAGCUGCUCCUCGACACGGGCUUGUGUAACGCUGACAAGCAGAACAAGGCGGGCUACACCGCCAUCAUGCUGACGGCGCUGGCCGCCUUCCACUCCGACAACGACCUCCAGACCGUCCUGCAGCUGCUGCGCACCGGAGACGUCAACGCCAAGGCCAGCCAGGCGGGGCAGACGGCGCUGAUGCUGGCGGUCAGCCACGGCCGGGGCGACAUGGUGCGGGCGCUGCUCUCCUGCGGCGCGCAGGUCAACAUCCGCGACGACGACGGCUCCACCGCGCUCAUGUGUGCCUGCGAGCACGGCCACGUGGACAUCGUGCGCCAGCUGCUGUCGGUGCCGGGCUGCGACGCCACCCUCACCGACAACGACGGCAGCACCGCUCUGUCCAUCGCCCUGGAGGCCAGUCAGAACGACAUCGCCGUGCUUCUCUACGCCCACCUCAACUUCGCCAAGCCUCCUUCUCCGGUUUCACCCAAGUCUCCUCUGUUGGGUUCCUCUCCUCCCACCGGAGACCUGAAAUGAACCGCAGCAGCAGAUUUUCCACACGCUUGUACAUCGGUGUAAUUAAGAGUUUGUUUGUCGUCACUCUGAAUAAUUUAAGUCCGUUAUCAUGCCUGCCAGCACCGUGGUUAUCCAUCGCUUUUUGUGCACACUGAUCUUUGAUUUUCUGAUCCCAGUUGUAGUUUAAACAUGUUUGUAUGUGUGUGUGUAUGUGUGUGUGUGUGUGUGUGUGUUUGUGUGUGUGGAACAUUUUAACAUACUGAACUGUCCUGCACACAUCAGUCUUUGUCAUGAAGUGUCGGCACUGUAUCAUUCAAAACUUCCACCAAAUUUCCUCACGCGGUUAUUUUUUGCGAUCCACUGUUUAUCAUUACGUUUUAAUGUGUAGCAUCACAGUCCAGAACAGCAGCCACUCCUCUCAUAAGUGUCCUUGCAUCAACCAGCUCCCUGGUGCUACAGAAUAUAACAAUGAAAGUUUCAACGGUAUGUCAAUAUUUAUACACAGAAUUUAUUUCCACUAGAGUAUUUUUGAUAUUUUGUUUUUUUUUUAAUUCUGACCGAAUCAAGGAUGUCUAGAUAUCACAACUUAUUGCAUCCUUUUUUUUUAAAAAAUCACAAAACAAACCUUAAUUUUUUAUAUGUUGAGCACAGUCCCCAAAGAUAAACUAUCUUCUUUUAACUCUGUGACACUGUAUGUUGUGGCGAUAACGUUAACGUGAGCUACAGGAAGAAAACAGAAGCUGCCAUUAUUCCCUGAAGGCUGAGGUACUGCAGUGUUUUUAUUUUUAUACAUGAAGGUAUUUUGGACGGUUGCGAGUGAAGAUUAGACUGUAGCUAUGUUUGCUCUGUUUUGUGCUGAUCAUAGGAUUUAACAGGAGGAAAGACUAAAACGUGCUGGAGACUCAUCAGGGAAGCAGAAAGUGAGUGAUUUGGGUCUGGAAAGGAAGUGUAAGAUAUGAAUAUCAAAAUAAUAUAUGUCGAUAUAAACUGGUAACUAUUAUGCCCGAGGUGGAUCUCCUUGAACAGAAGUGCGUAGGCUAUUGAUGUCAAAAAAUUUCUAUUCCUUUUUGAAAAUGUUUUAGCAAUUUUCGUAUUCUCUUUUGAACUAUUAGAUUUUUAUAAACUUUCAUUUGUUUUUAAUUUAAGCAUAUCUUUUUAUACAUAUAGACUUUUUAAGCCCACGCCGAUUUUAUGUAAUCGCACAGCUCAUUAGUUCUUGUUUUAUGUACGAUUUGACAGUGUGUGUGUCUCUCUCUUAAUAUUUUGUGCUUUUUUGAGAAACUAUAAUAAAUGUGGACCACAUGUUCCAGGA